Messenger RNA from Folsomia candida, 3493 nucleotides. RefSeq lists its product as uncharacterized. Bases 2145 to 3176 code for a protein of 343 amino acids. The record is from RefSeq and is a predicted model, not a curated record. Gene Ontology annotation, cellular component: extracellular region. Lineage: Eukaryota; Metazoa; Arthropoda; Collembola; Entomobryomorpha; Isotomidae. Gene Ontology annotation, molecular function: chitin binding. The transcript has 7 exons.
CGCCACAUCCGGAGUGCAAAUUUUACUGGGAUUGCAACUCUGUUGGGGACCCGAUUUUACGGGAAUGCCCGGCCGAUUUAUUUUGGGAUGUUGCCAUAACGGCGUGCAAUCUGCCAGAAAAUGUGCCAGACUGCGUGGGUGGGACCAGACCACCCAUCACGACGACAACGACUCCGACAACGACUACCCCAACUACCACGACACGACCGACAACUACACGGCCAACUACCACGACGACGCGACGACCCACAGCAGCUCCGUGUGGCUCGCAGUGCUGCGUCAAUGAUGUAUAUGACGGUCUUUCCGGACAUUUGAAUGCCACUUUCUCCCCAAUCAUAGAAGUGUUUCAGGGGAGUACAUUUAGCAACCUUUACACGCAUGGCGUUUCAACGUUAGACUUGGAUUGCAUUUUUAACGUAAGCAGCUGGACGGGAGAUAUAAUUCGACGUGCAGGAAACUUUUAUUUCCAGGGGGACUACGAUAUUUGGGGUUAUCUUGAUUUAUUCCCUUUUUCAAGUUUAUGUCUGCCAUCGGGAAGCUUUAGCGGGGCAGGAGUGGCUACCUUUGAGGUGCAAAAUCUCGAUUGGAUCGUAGGAAUUUCAUUUUCCCUCGACCAAGUUCCGGAUAGAUUAACGAUACAAAUUUUGACAAUUCAUGAAAUAUCGUUCGACAGGAUUUAUCUGAAUUUAGGGCCAAAUUUUCGCAUUAAUGGUAGUCCCGUGGAUUGGGAGGCAUUCAAUGCUAAUUUACAUUCUUGUUUUCACACCCAACUUAAGCAGUACAGGAGGGAAAUUGAGACAAAAUUAAAGUUCGCGCUUAACGAACGGUACUCACAGUUUGAUCAUGUAGAAAUUAGUAAAUUUCUUUUCGCCGGGGCAUGUCCGCCUUGCGUGACUGUUUGUCCACAAUGUUUGAAUUUGAGGACUGCAGCCCUUCAAUAGUUAUUAAAAUCACGACAACGAAUAAUUUUUAAGGAACUAGUUCACAGUUUAGGUCUCUUGAUGGGUGUACAUAUUUCAUCAUAGAUUUUGACCCAAUUAGUACAUAUGUAGGUCACAAAUUUGAUUAACAUUAAAUUUGCCAAUUGUCGCGUUUGGCAGAGAUAUUUGCAAUGUAUGUGGGUGCACAAAAUGGAGGUAAUACUUGCAAACUUUCUGCUUCCCAAAUUUACUGUGCACAAUAAACGCAUGCGUUUUCUCCUCUUUAAAUGCAAGUAUCUCUGCCAAUCCUGCGCGUUGGGAGAUCGUGCCCUUUUCAAAUUUCAUAUGUAUUAGUUAAUUUUGUGCUCGAUCGACUCUAUAGUGUCAAAAUCGGAGAGCAUACGUUAGGACGCCUCCAGUUUAGUUGUGUCAGUGAGUUUAUAAGUAUAACAAAUGUUCGUACUAAUUUCUCGCCACGAAAUGCAGAUGAUGUACAUACAUCUUUACAUAUGUAUUUACAAGUUUACAACAGCGUUCUUCCGCAUAUGUAUGUACGUACAUAUGUUGAUGUACAUACAUAUUAAUGUAUGUUGAUAAAUAAAACUUGUUAUGCAUUUAUUCAAAGAUUUUGUUACGUGGAAUAUUGUGUUUGAGAAAAUAAUUAUUGUGUCGCGUUGCGUUGAUGAAAAAAUAGAUAAAUAAAAAAGUUCAUUUGAUUGACAGGGUGAUUUUUGCAAUAAUUAGUUAAUUGGGUAAAUGUGUGUUGAACUUGAGUGUUAAUACAAAUUUGACUUGUCAACAGGGCAUGUUCGACAUUAAUUGAUUAUUUGACUAAAAUUGAGAUGAAAUCAAUUACAUAUUUACAUACAUAGCAGUGCUCAUGUUGUGUUCGAGUGGAUAUGCACAAAUGCAUACUUAUAUAAAUAUGGGGGAUUCUUAUUAUUGUGCGUUUGUUUGUGCAACAUGGUUAUCAAGCAACGUUUCAUAAUAACAUUAUCCACCGAUAUUUACAUACUACUCAAUUAUAAUUUUGACCACGUCUAUUGAAGGGGGGAAAACCCAAUCCUUGGUAAAUUAUCGUACUUAUUGUAAAUGUGUAUGUAAAUGUGUUUAAAUGUACACAAGCCAUUUAAGUAUCCAGUAUGUACAUUUAAUAAUUUACGAUACUCUUUAGAGUAAUUUAUAUUAUGCUAAUCUCUGCCUGAAAUUGGUGCAUCCACACAAAUGGAAAAGUUAUUACAAUAUCGAGUAACCCUUGUUAUCGUGGCAGUGUACAGUGCAGUAGGUUUUUUAGGGUGUGUGACAGGGCAGGAGAUUUGUAAUGAUGGGGAGCGAUAUUCGCCACAUCCGGAAUGCAAAUUUUACUGGGAUUGCAACUCUGGUGGGGACCCGAUUUUACGGCAAUGCCCGGCCGAUUUAUUUUGGGAUGUUGCAAUCACGGCGUGCAAUCUGGCAGAAAAUGUGCCAGAAUGUGUAGGUGGGACCAGACCACCCAUCACCAACACAACAAUUCCGGCCACAACGGGACCAACUAUGACGACACGGGCGACAACUACACCAUCAACUACGACUAUUCGUCCAACUACGACGACGCGACGACCUACUGCAGCUCCGUGCACCACACCAUGCUGCAUCGAUGAUGUCCAUGAUGGUCUUUCUGGGCCCUUGAACCUGACCUUUCACCCAAUCGUCCAGUUGGAUGAGGGAAGUGAAUACAGCAACCUUUACACGCAUGGCGUUUCAACGUUGGAGUUGGAUUGCAGGUUUCCUAUACCCGCCGGGACCGGACAGAUAACUAGACGCGCGGGAGACUAUCAUUUCCAGGGGGACUACGAUAUUCAGGGUUAUCUUGACUUAAACCCAUUUUCAAGUUCAUGUCUGCCAUCGGGAAACUUUAGUGGGACCGGAGUAGUUACGUUUUCAGUGGAAAAUCUCUACUGGCUUGUCGGGACGACACAAUUUACCGACAUAAUUUCGGGUAGAGUAUCAAUUCGAACCUUGACAAUUCAUGAGAUAUCGUUCGACCGGAUAUAUCGGGAUUUGGGGCCAAACUUUCGCAUCAAUGGAAACCCCGUGAAUUGGGAGGUAUUCAAUGCUAAUUUACAUGCUUGUUUUCACACCCAACUUAAUCAGUACAGGGGGGAAAUUGAGACAAAAUUAAUGUCCGCGCUUAACGAUAGGUAUGAGCGGUUUACUAUUAUAGAAGUUGCCGAAUUUCUUUUCGAUAGGAAUUGUGCGCCUUGUUCAAUUGUUUAGAAUAUUAGAAUUUGAAGAAUGCUGCCCAUCAAUUGGGGAACUAGAACCCCAUCAAUUUGUGUUAAAUUUGAUAGAGUACUAACUAUUUAUUCUUAGUUGAAUCCGAAAAUUGUUAAAUAAUAUGUCAUAAUUCUUGUAAAUUUAAGCUUGUUACAUAUUUAUAUUGAACCUGCCAACGGGGCAUGUUUGGCGUUAAUCAUUAAUCGAUUAUUUGAUUAAAUCUUGCAUUAAACAAGUUACAAUAAAUAGUAAUGUUAAAUUAGUGUUCGAGUGGACUCUGCGUAUGCAAAUAAAUAAGUGAGGGAUUAUUGUUAUUA